UACACUUGUUCUCUUCCUCUUCUUCUUUCUCAUUCCCUAAUUCGCAUCAAACAUUGUCCUCAAAAUCAUCAUAUGUUUCUACAGUUUCUGUGCUGUGGUGUCCUUGGCCAAAGGCGUUGAUCUCGUUUGUGUGCUUGCGGGAAUGCCAUUCUAAAUCGGACAAUGACUAGCCGAAACACAGACUCUUCUCAGGGAGAGGGUGGUAAUCCCCAACAUCCGGCUGGACCUCCAGAACGCGGGCAUUCUCGUGGUGGCAAUAAGAUUUUCAAGAGUGGGCCACUUUUUUUAUCAUCCAAAGGAAUUGGAUGGACUUCUUGGAAGAAAAGGUGGUUUAUUUUAACGCGAACAUCAUUGGUCUUUUUCAGAAGUGAUCCAAGUGCUGUUCCUCAAAAGGGGAGUGAGGUGAAUCUGACCCUUGGUGGUAUUGACCUCAACAAUUCAGGCAGUGUGGUUGUAAAAGCAGAGAAAAAGCUUCUGACUGUGCUCUUUCCUGAUGGUCGCGAUGGGAGAGCUUUCACACUCAAGGCUGAAACUUUGGAGGAUUUAUAUGAGUGGAAGGCUGCACUUGAGGAGGCUUUGGCACAUUCACCAAGUGCCACUCUUGUGAUGGGACAAAAUGGCAUAUUCAGGAAUGAUCAGGCUGAUGCAGUUGAUGGUUCUGUAGAACAGUCGAAGGAGAAACAGCUGGUUAAAUCCUUGGUCAUUGGUCGACCAGUUUUACUUGCUUUAGAAGAUAUAGAUGGAACCCCAUCUUUCUUGGAGAAAGCCCUUAGGUUUGUGGAAGAGCAUGGAGUCAAAGUAGAGGGGAUUUUGCGGCAAGCUGCAGAUGUUGAUGAUGUUGAACGUCGAAUUCGAGAAUAUGAGCAGGGAAAAAAUGACUUUUCUCCAGGGGAGGAUGCACAUGUAAUUGCUGAUUGCGUCAAGUAUUUUAUUCGGGAGUUACCAUCAUCUCCAGUCCCUGCAUCUUGCUGCAAUGCGCUACUAGAAGCAUGUCGAACUGAUCGUGGCAGGAGACUCUCAGCUAUGCGUGAGGCUAUAUGUGAAACAUUUCCAGAGCCAAACCGUCGCUUAUUGCAGAGAAUUCUUAUGAUGAUGCAAACUGUGGCUUCUCACAAGGCUGUGAAUCGAAUGAGCUCCUCAGCUGUAGCAGCUUGUAUGGCACCCUUACUUCUUCGUCCCCUUCUGUCUGGUGACUGUGAACUUGAACAUGACUUUGAUGUGGGUGGUGAUGGUUCUAUUCAACUUCUGCAAGCAGCUGCUGCAGCUAACCAUGCUCAGGCCAUUGUAAUAACUCUACUAGAGGAGUACAAUAACAUAUUUGGGGAAGGUGCCAUGUCAACUGAACUAUACUCCGACUCAGAAGAGAGUGGAAGUGAGAGUGAGGAGUUAACUGAUGAUGAUGAGACCAUUGAGGACGAUGAAUAUGAUGAAGAUGGAACAGAUGCUUCUGAUGUAGACAUUGAUGAAGAUUUUGAACAUGCAUCAAAUGAAACUCACAGUGAGACUGGCGAUACUGGAGAUGAUGAAAUUUAUGAUGAUAAGGGUUCUAAUGGUCCUAGAUUGAUUUCCAAGUCCAAUGAAUCAGAUGAUGAUUGUAAAGCCAAUCAGAAAUCAUCAUCAAGCUCUCCUCAAAGUUCUUCUACCCAACAUGUUAAUGUACAUAUAACUGAGAAUUUUCCGAAUCGAAACAACAAUAGUUCAGCAAUGCAGGCUAAUGUGUCUAGUGAAGUAUUAGGAGAUAAUCAUGCAGAGACAAGUUUGGUGCAUAAGUUAACGGACAAGAGUCCAUACAAGAGUCCAUCUUCACACAUUCAGAACUCGACAUCCAUAUCAGACGGACCAGAGUCUGGUGGACGGCGUCCUACUGUUUGGGGACGUACCCCUGGAAAGAAGCUUGCCAUGGAAUCUGUUGAUCUCCCCUUUGAAGACGAGGCUGAGAUUGAAAGGCUUGAGGUCACCAAAAUUGACCUGCUAGACAGAAUUGCAGAAGAGGCUUCAGGGAAUGAGAAUCUACAAGCAAGUUUGGAGAGACGAAAGAAUGCUUCGCAUGAGCGUCGUCUAGCUCUUGAACAAGAAGUGACAAGACUACAGGAACAGUUGCAGAAAGAGAGAGAGUUGAGGACAGUACUGGAAGCUGGACUUAAAAUGCCUCAAGGGCCCUUACCUCUCUCAGCCACUAUUGAUGAAAAGACAAAGGCAGACCUUGAGGAAAUUGCUCGAGUGGAGGCAGAUGUCAUCAAUUUGAAGCAGAAGGCUGAUGAUCUUGGAGUGCAGCUUAAUCAACAACGUGAGCAAAACUGUGGUCUCGCACAUGGUUCGUGCAAUCAACCCCUACAGACUCCUAAUCAUCAAGCAAAACUGAAGGAGAAAAGGAAGGACUUUGAAACUACAGCUACUUCACAUAUUCCCGAGAGAUCAACAAGAAAUAAGGAUGCCCAAUUGGAUAAGGUAGAAAGUGACAGAGAUAUGAAACAGGACCUUCCAUUCUUGGCAAAUAAACACUUGCCUCAGAACCAGCGGCUGGAUCCAGUAUGCUGCUACAAAUCUGUUGGGGAUACAACUGCUUCAUCUUGUGCGGAACCAGUAAUAAGCAAGCUGGCUCCAACCAAUUCGAAGAAGUCUGGUACAUGGGGUGAGGGUGCUAACUCUACAUCUUCUGCAUUAUCAAAGCUAACAAACCGACUCAACUUCUUGAAAGAACGACGAAACCAGAUUGCUAAUGAGCUCCAAAAUAUGGACAAAGGACGGAGUUCUAAGCCUUCUGCGCAAAGCAAUGAAAGAGGUAGAGGAUCAGAAUCACGCCAGUCAGUCCAAAAUCUAGACAAUUAUCAGGAAGUAGAUGGACAAUCAGGUUAUAACUCGGAAAAAGGCCUAGGAUUGGACAGUGGCCAAUCUCUCCAGAAAGAGGGCCAUCAUGUUGAAAAUAUGGAAAAACAUAGGAAAUCAGAUAAAGGAAGAUCGGAAGGUCAAUCAACUCCGAACCUGGAAAGAGGAAAAUCAGAAAGCUUUCCUAAUGCAGACAAAGGGCGAAGGACAGAGGGUCAUCCUGUUGCUACUCCAAGGACAUAUUCCAGAUGAUGCGGGUCUCAUUUGCUCUUUCAGCAUUGGUUUCUGCAUUAUCAAUACAGUUUAUCUCACUAACAAUUUUCUCAACAAAGGAUCAUAGAGUUUCAAGAAGAUGACUCGUGAGCUUUUGGAAUGAGGUAUUUGCUUGGGUCCCUCAAAAAGUAAUCCAAAGUUAAUGGAAAAUGAAAAGUGUGAUGUAGAUUUGAACUUUGCGUGAUGGGAGUCAUACACAGAUUGAAUUUAGUCCACACAUUUCAUUUUGUAGUAACUUUUUGAUUAACUUUUUCGGGCUCCGUAGCAUUGUUGUUUGUAGAAACCCGACAGAAUUGACUUUGAUGCCCCAUGUCUGAGGGAGUUUGCUGCUGCUGAAGUUCAGACACGCCCCUAGAGACCACGGUGUACAGAUCAUUUCUCUCCUCAAUGUAAGUUGAAUUUUUUCAGAUUCAGAUCCUGAUUUUUGGGCUUUUUUCAACCUGUUGAUCAGAGACCUAGUAGUGCUGUUUUUGUAAUUAUUAGUGUUGUAUGGUUAAAUGCAACAUUUAUUUCUUUAUUUAUUGAGUUCCUUGAUGGACCGGGUUGUAUUGUAAUCGCAGUGUUGCAGGUCUCCAUUGGAGCUUGAGAAAGUAUAUAUGAAUUUGGGGACGUUUUAAUCA
This is a messenger RNA of Camellia sinensis, 3719 nucleotides long. Its product is annotated as rho GTPase-activating protein REN1. The record is from RefSeq and is a predicted model, not a curated record. Lineage: Eukaryota; Viridiplantae; Streptophyta; Magnoliopsida; Ericales; Theaceae. Gene Ontology annotation, biological process: signal transduction.